This is a messenger RNA of Panicum virgatum (switchgrass), 1769 nucleotides long. RefSeq names its product E3 ubiquitin-protein ligase RGLG2-like. The record is from RefSeq and is a predicted model, not a curated record. NCBI's taxonomy places the organism in Eukaryota, Viridiplantae, Streptophyta, Magnoliopsida, Poales, Poaceae. The transcript has 12 exons. The coding region runs from base 286 to 1521 and encodes 411 amino acids.
CGUGGCCGCGCCGCGCCGCGCCGCGGCCGUGGUUUGCUGGCUUCGCGGCCAAGAGUCCGGCGCGCAAUGUGGGUCGGAGAGAUAAAUCUACUCCGCAAUUUACACGCCCCGUUUCUUGUCCACCUAUAUCUUGGGGGUUAGGCGGUUGGUUGGUUCUUGGUACUACUCUUUUCUCCUCCCACCUCACUUCUCAUCUUGAUCUUGCGAUCUCGGCGAGGGGGUUCGUUUUCCAGCAGAGUUGAGAGGGAAGAGACCGAUCGAUCAGGAAGGAAGGAGGGAGGGGCCAUGGGGUUGUGGUGCUCCAAGGAGAACCAGUCCAGGGGGUGGCAGCCGCACGACUACAACCACAACCACAAUCACAAUCACAGCAACGGUGCCGCGGCUGCGAGUAAAGGGGGCAAGAACCGGUACGCCAAGAUCGGCGACGAUUACCACACCCUGGAGCAGGUUACUGAUGCCCUUGCACAUGCUGGUCUAGAGUCUUCAAAUCUGAUUGUUGGGAUUGAUUUCACAAAGAGCAAUGAGUGGACAGGCAGAGUGUCCUACAACAACCGGAGCUUGCACGCAAUGGGAAACACUCCAAACCCAUAUGAGCAGGCUAUUUCUAUCAUAGGGAGAACCCUUGCACGCUUUGAUGAGGAUAACCUGAUACCAUGCUUUGGAUUUGGAGAUACGACUACUCAUGAUCAGUCAGUAUUUAGCUUCCAUCAUGAUAACCAACCGUGUGAUGGCUUCGAGCAAGCACUUGCUCGGUACAGGGAACUCGUUCCACAACUUAAUCUGGCUGGUCCAACUUCAUUUGCACCAAUCAUUGAGACGUCUAUUGGAAUUGUUGAUAGUAGUGGUGGCCAGUAUCAUGUCCUGCUCAUAAUAGCAGAUGGACAGGUUACACGCAGCGUUGAAACAGGCAGUGGGCGGUUGAGCCCACAGGAAAGGGAGACCGUAGAUGCCAUUGUGAAGGCUAGUGACUACCCUCUUUCAAUUGUACUUGUUGGGGUUGGUGAUGGGCCAUGGGACAUGAUGAGGCAAUUCGAUGAUAACAUACCUUCUCGGGCAUUUGACAAUUUUCAGUUUGUGAACUUCACACAGAUCAUGUCAAGACCUAUACCCACAAGCAAAAAGGAGGCAGAAUUUGCUCUUUCAGCAUUGAUGGAGAUCCCAGAACAGUUCAAGGCAGCAAUGAGUCUUCAGCUUCUUGGCAAACGAAGGGGAUUUCCAAACCGACCAGUGUUGCCUCCGCCUGUGAGCGAUCGCCAACAAUACUCUGGAUGUUCAGCAGUCAAACAUGCCCAAUCUACUAGCUACGGAGCAGCACCGAAAACCCCACCGGCGCCUCAAACCCCAUCAGCGCCUCCACAGGACAGCGAUAUAGGAGAUCCACAGACCUGUCCAAUCUGCUGGAACCAAGCGAAGGACCUUGCUUUUGGUUGCGGCCAUCAGACGUGCUCUGACUGCGCUAAGGACCUGAAGGUGUGCCCGAUGUGCCAAAAGGCGAUCUCCGUGAGGCUGAAACUCUACUGAAGCCCUCGAGAAGCUCAUCAUAUGCAAUCAGCCAAUCACCAGUUUGAUAUGAUUAGAUACUAGGAGGUUUUACAACCAACUUGGUAGCAGUGAAAGCUGUAAAUAUAUACCGGGGUCCCUAUAGUAUGGACGAUGGUUAAACUUAUAUUACCUGUGCCUGGUUAUAGCAGCAUAAAUACAUUUGUCCGCUUUACCCCGGAGCAAAUUUAGGCUCAAUUUACUCCCCCGAACUAUUUUAGUUGGUCCAA